Molecule: messenger RNA, 3414 nt
Organism: Caenorhabditis angaria
Lineage: Eukaryota; Metazoa; Nematoda; Chromadorea; Rhabditida; Rhabditidae
Source: the annotation of a GenBank genome assembly
AUGGCCUGGGACAGUGUUGAAAGACGCGCUGCGUCGGUGUUUCGACAACUCGGAUUUAUUGUCACUGAUCAUCCACUUCCAUUUCUCAUAUUUCCAUUGUUAUUAACUGCUGCAAUGAGUGUUGGUGAGUUUUUUGGACAUUUUUUAAAUCUCAGAAUUGAGAUGGCCAGAUUUGAAGUUUCAUAAAUUAUUUGGGAUGAAAAUUAUUUAAAUAACUUUCUAAUUUUGUUUUUUCUUGGAGUAUCAGUUUUUUGGGAUAAAAACACCUGAAAACAUGUAGGCGUGAGAACAUUUUUUGAAGAAGAAAUGACCUAGUUUUUUUUUUCCAAUCUGUUAAAAUUACCCUAAUUUUUCUUUAGGAAUGCUUCAUUUGAAUAAUUUGACUGAUGCUGUUUAUCUUUUUACUCCAACAAAUGGGCAAUCAAAAAUGGAAAGAAUGGCAAUUCACGAAAAAUGGCCAUUAAGUGACAAUAAUUAUGUUCCUGGUCGAGCUGUUACACAAAGUCGUGAAGUUCAGGUUACUGUACUUGCUAAAAAUGAUUCGAAUAUUCUGGAACCAAAAUUUGCGAAUGCAGUUUAUCAGUUGGAUAAAUAUCUACAAACGAGGUACUUUUAUUUUUCGAAACAAUUAAAAUCUUAACUUUUUUUAAAGAGUUCGAGUUCUUCACAAUGGACAUUAUUAUAGUUACAAAGAUUUAUGUCUUCAAUAUAAAAGUAAGUUUUACUCAAGAUAUUUUAUUUCAUCAAAAUAUGUUUUUUAGAUGGUGGUUGUCCUUCGAAUCGACAUGUUCAUAUUUUAUCUGAUUUAUAUAAUCAUGGAUUUAAUAUAACUUAUCCUUACUUCAGAUUUGGAAAUGAGUAAGUUCUUACAAAUUGAAAAGUUUACAAAAUAUUGCUCAUGUUUGUUUCAGAGGUGGAUAUAUUGGAAGUAGUUUGGGAGGUGUGACUUUGAUGCAAGGAGAAAAUAAUACCGAAAUUUUGUCAUCAGCAAAAUCAUGGUUUAUGCUUUAUCAUUUGAAAUUCCAUCCUGAUGAAAUGUCAUAUAUUUCUGGACAAUGGGAAUUGGAACUUGGAAGAAUGAUUCAACAAUAUCCAGAAAAUCCAUAUAUUUCAAUAACAUAUUUCCAUUCUCAAACAUUGGCUGAUGAAUUGAAAAGAAAUGCGGAUUCAUUGGUUCCAAGAUUUGUUCUUUCUUUUACACUUUUGGUUGUUUUUUCAAUGAUUUGUUCAAUGUGUUUUAUUGAUGGAACAUUUUAUGUUGAUUGGGUGCUUUCAAAACCAAUUUUGUCGAUUUUAGGUGAGCUUUUGAUUUGUUUUCGAAAUGAAUAAAUAAUCUAUUAUUUUAGGAGUUGCCAAUGCUGGAAUUGCUAUUUUGACUGGAAUUGGAGCACUUUCUUUAAUGGGAAUGCCAUAUAAUGAUAUUGUUGGAGUUAUGCCAUUUUUAGUUGUUGCUGUUGGAACAGAUAAUAUGUUUUUAAUGGUUGCUGCAAUUCGUAGAACAUCUCGAACUUUGCCAGUUCACGAAAGAAUGGGAGAAUGUAUGGCUGAUGCAGCUGUUUCAAUUUUAAUCACAUCUUGCACUGAUGUCUUAUCAUUUGGUGUUGGUGCAAAUACAACAAUUCCAGCUGUUCAGAUUUUCUGUGUUUAUACUGGUGUUGCCAUAUUUUUCGCAUUUUUAUAUCAAAUCACAUUUUUUGCUGCAUGCUUAGCUUUGGCUAUGAAACACGAAGAAGCUGGAAGAAAUUCAUUAUUUUUUGUCGAAUGUGCAAUUGAAGAAAAGAAAGAUUCAGUUGGAAUAUUUCAAAGAAUUUUCAAUAUUGGAUCAACUCCAAAUAAAGGUGUUACUCAUGAUAUAAAAGAACCAAUGACAGCCAAAUUCUUUGGUGAUUGGUAUGCUCCAAUUCUUAUGCAUCCAGUUGUUCGUGGUUUAGCAAUGUUUUGGUUUAUUAUUUAUUUACUUGGUGCAAGUUAUGGAUGCUCAAAAAUUAAGGUUUGUUUGAGGAUUACUGUAAUUUAAAAAAAACCGAUUUGAAUUUAGGAAGGAUUGGAACCAAUUAAUCUUCUUGUCGAAGAUUCUUAUGCAAUUCCACAUUAUCAUCUUCUUGAAAAAUAUUUCUGGAAAUAUGGUCCACAACUUCAAAUUGUUGUCAAUAAUGCACCUGAUUUGAGGAAUCAUACAACUCGAGAUCGAAUUCAUGCAAUGAUACUUGAUUUUGCAACAAGUAAACAUGCAAUUGGAAUUGAAUCAGUUGAAUGUUGGCUAUUUGAAAUGGAAAGAUAUUAUCAACAAGAAUUACAAGUUCAAAUUGUUGAUGCAUCUUUUUAUGGAUUAUUGCAACAUUAUUUGGCAUCGAAACAUAAUAAUAUGUUGGCUGAAGAUAUUUAUUGGGGAAAAGAUGGAAAUGAAACUAUUGUUCAAAGUUUCCGAUUUGUUGUUGGAAUGAAAGAUUUGGUUUCGACAAUGGAUCAAACUGAUGCAACAUUGACAUUCCGAGAAGUUGCAAAUAAAUGGCAAGAAUAUAAUGUAACAACAUUUAUGCCUAUUUGGUUAUUUACUGAUCAAUAUGCAAUUAUUAUUCCGAAUACGGUAUGUUUGCCAUCGGAAAAUUACAAUUUCAAAAUAUUUGUUUCAGAAACAAAAUAUUGUGAUUGCUUUGAUUGUUAUGAUUUUCAUUGCUCUUGUUUUGAUUCCACAACCAAUGUGUUCAAUUUGGGUUGCAAUGGCUUGUGCAAGUAUUGAUUUCGGAGUUAUUGGAUAUAUGACAUUAUGGGAUGUAAAUCUGGAUGCUAUAUCAAUGAUUACAAUUAUUAUGUCAAUUGGAUUUUCUGUCGAUUAUUCUGCUCAUAUUGCAUAUGGUUAUGUUGUAUCAACUGCUUCAACUCCAGAUCAAAGAGUAAAAGAUGCAUUAUCUGCUCUUGGUUGGCCACUUUUCCAAGGCGGAAUUUCAACUAUUUUAGCUGUUUCGGUCUUGGCAAAUAUUCCAGCUUAUAUGAUUGUGACUUUCUUCAAAACUGUAAGUGGAAAACAAAAAAGUUUUACCUUUAUUAAUUGAUUUCAGGUUGUUCUUGCAAUUUCCCUUGGACUCUUGCAUGGUCUUGUUUUCCUUCCAGUUCUUCUUUCACUGUUUGUUCGUGGAUGUUGCAUUGUUGACUUGAAACAUGGAAAUGCAAGUGUAUCAGAUGUUCAAAAAAUUGAGAAGGUUGAUUUUAUUUUCUGGAAUUAAUAUAUUGACGCAUUUCUUUCAGAACGUCAACAUGCAAACUCCACCUUCAUCUCUUGGAUAUGGUUCAGCCCUGUCGAUAAGAACAUCUUCCCCAGUUGGACAACCACCAAGAUUCGAGUUCAGUGAUGAAUCGCCAACAGUUCACAACAGAUCCAGAGCUUCAAUGAAAUCACCUGAACAUUUAGAUUAG